ACUCGCGUGUACACUUGCCAACUCGAUACUAAAAUUAAGUACAUGCUAACAACAAAAGAAUCGCCGUCCGUGUCGGUUCUUGGUUCUUGUGAGAGAUAUGUAUUCUUUGGUAUGGUGGUUUUGGUAUUAGGUAUAGUUUUUUUUUUCGAGUAUUCGAGUGGUAGUGGUAGUAAAUAGAAAUCCAGCCAGAUCUUUUCAAUCUUUUUGUUUGGUAUUUUUGUUAAGAUACAUCCAAAAUGAAUUUUAUCGAAAUCUUAGCUGGUCAAUUAAAAUCAUUGGAAAAUAAAAACAUGGUGUUUGAACUAUAUAAGAAUAUUGUUAAGAAAAAUGUAACUAACAUACAAGACUUUAUUGAAUUCAGUUUUCACGUCCCAUUGGAUUCCGAUAGUUUCUUAGAAUUACUAAUAAGAAAAUUUGACGAAUUAGAUAAAGACGAAUUGCGAAAUAUGGAUGGACAAGUUAAAGCCUACCUGCUCACUUACAUACAUUAUUGUACAGAAUACAAUAAAACCUUAGUUAAAACAACGAUAUUGGCAUCCAAUCUUUUUAUGAAGCUUAUAUUAUUACCUAACAUCGGAAAAUAUUUUUUUGAUUCUUACAUAUUACUGGUACAAAUAAGGACUUUUGUAAAAACGAUAGUGACAAAUCCAACUUUACCUGCAGAAACAAUCAUGAACACCAUGCAAUUAUACAAAGAGUGUUGCAUUAAAGAACACUUAGAUACAAAGAUAUUAAUAGGAGUAUCUAACCUAUUUGUGUUAAGCAUGAUAAAUAGUUCUAGGGCUCCUAUUGCCAAUUUCGAUGCAGCUCCGCCAAUUGCAAGAUUUGCUAUGACUAGUCUAAUGGAAAUAAUCGCAGCAGAGAGAGACGAACUAAAAUUAAGAAGCAUUAUGAUAUGUUUCUUCAGUCUAUUAUCAGAAGAUUCCCAGGAAUAUAUUCACUGCCCCAUUGCAGCUCUAAGUAUGAUUAAAGUGUUCAUAAGAGACGUUUUGCAAAAUCAAAUUGGCAAUAACAUGGAACACUUCUUAGAUUCUUUUGGCUUGUACUGGAAAAAUGAAACUUUCACUAAGUUUGAGGAAGCAGUUGAGAUCAUGAACAUUUUACAUCGUAGCCAUUACAGUGAUCUGAUCAAUCACAUGUGUAUGUUUACAAUGUGUGACAACCAUAAGAUUUAUUGGGAAAGAAUUAUGUACGUGGUGCUUGCUAUGGCUAGAAAUCCACCGCCAUUUGAUACGAGUGUAUUUGCAGAGUAUUAUAUCAUCGCAGUAGACAACAUUGUAAGCUGGAUUGCUGAAGAAGAUAAAACAAAGUCAAAUAAAGUUCUUGAUAUGGUCGCCAAGUUUUGUCUACUUGAUGACAGUCCAUUGGUUAAAGUCGUCUUUCAGCCACUGCAAAAAUAUGACGUGUUCGGCGGACGACACGUGAACUUUUUUAUUUCUGCAAUAAAGAAAUUGGCUGAGAGCAGAUGGGGAGUCAGUCCAAGGAAUCAAAAUCUGUUGGUAAUUUUGAUGAAGGUUAUAGAAGCAAGUAAACCUCUUAAUGGACACAAGUUGUGUAAAGCCGUGGAAGCACUCUGCGUAGAUUAUACACCUAGUGUAAUGCUACCAUCACUUCCAAUUUUACAUAGACUAUUUUGCAAUUUAAUGGAGAAGAAACAACAAAUUUGUGCUGGACUUGUAAUGGAAAUUAUGUAUAACUGUGCUAUGCAUAGUGACGCUGCUUCUCAAACAUUUUUAUUGCAUCUUUUCCAUUCCAUGACACGAAAAUCGUCAUUGAAGAUCCACAAGCUAUUAUAUUAUACUAAAGUUCUGUUAACUAAGAAUUUUAAGUAUGAUGCUUUGUUUAAUAAAAUGAAGAAAUAUAUAGGGCCUCCUGUCAUCAAUUUGGUGAUCGACAAUUUUAAUCUACGAGAGAAAUCAUUUGCAAUACUUUUAAAGUGCUUAGUUAUUCAUAGUUCAGUUGAAUUCACUGACCUCAUGAUACUUCUCGUAUAUGUUCAUGAAAGCUUUGAUGAGCUCAGUUCCUCAGGUGCUCUGGGUCCCUUAUGUAGUGCCCUGGACAAAAUACUUCAAUCAAGAGCAAUUUUAGAGAACGAGGUAGACAAUUUGGAUAGGUUAUAUGGUUUAAUAAUGAAUGGCCUUUUUACUCAAAGUUUCCACCCAGAUAAUAUCAAAAAUGUUUAUCGGCUUUUGAUGAGAAUAAAAACUAUUCUUGAUAUUGAUAAUAAUCGUGAGCUGAACCAACUUAUGGAAAUUAUGUCAGAAAGAGCAUUGAGAGGGAUAUAUGUGAGAAGAGCAGGAGAUCUUGGAAUAAUCACAUACCUCAAUGAACUAUGUCUUGUGAUGCAGAAGCCACCAUUACCGUACGUUAUUAAUACCAUAGAACAUAUGAUGGAUGAUGACGACGAAAAGGAAGAAAUUAAAAAUUUGUUUCCUGAUAUUUACAUACAACUACUUUCCCUCUUCACAAUUCAUGGCAUGUUGAGGAAAGUAAAAGCAUCAGUUGCCGUUAAGCAUCUAAAACAAGUUUUAAAGGAUGGAAACCCCGUCUAUAAGUUGGCAGGAUUCAAGAUGUAUUACUCUCUUUGCAAAACGAAAAUUGUCAGAGAUUAUGAACCUGUUUUUGAAUUUGUCUUCAGGGAGAUAAUGAAUUCCCACGUUUUAAUAACGAAGACUUGUCUACAUGCUAUAGAGCUACUAAUUCAUAAUAAUCUUUUAAAAUUAGACCACGAGCAAUUUUUCAAGUGCAUACAUGUGAUUGGCUGUGAGAAUGUAUCGAUUUAUUCCAAAACAUUAAUGUCAACAAGAUUCAUGCCAACUAGUCAGAAUGAUGUUGCUAUACAUUACGUCAGAAGUAUGGUGUACCUUCAUCACUAUACAGGGUUGUCCUGCUAUCCGAUUACUUCGGAGUUUGAUAAUGUACUGAUAAAACUCGAAAUAAAGAUGAACUGUAAGCAUGAGAUACCAUUGUUUUUAUUUACAAACGUAUCCAUGAAAUACAAGUUUCAUAUUUUACUAGAAGCUUCAUCAGUCUUUGAUUUAAUCGUAGCAGGCGAAUGUAUAAUAGAUGACAACUUUUUCAUCCUAAUGAAUACGUUGUGUUUAACCUUCCGAUAUAUUCAAAAUCCAUCUGCAGAAUCAGGCAACAUUCCCAGAAAUUACUACGAAAAUGUGAUGAAUUUUAUAGAAAAGAAAAUUGUUGAACAUUGUCGUUCAUACAAACCUGAAAAAGCUUAUACGGAAUAUGAGUCAACGAUUAAAAAAUGUACAUUGUCCAUAUUGAAUCUACUAUUUUGGAACAACAUAAAUGUGUCCCAUAAGAUCCAAAUUCCUUUAUUUGACGCUGUAAUGCAUUGGAUAGAUUUUGUCAAGGAUGAGAUCGUUAGCUAUAUCUAUCAAGACAAUUCAAAGGCCUAUGGAAAGUAUUUUACAGACUUAGUUGCAUAUUAUAAUCUUCACAGGGCAAGGUUUCAAGAGCAAAAAAGUUUUGCACUCGAAAUAGAUACAGAUAAAAGCUUGCCGCCCCUAUUACCAGAACUGAACAGGAUUCAGGAUCCAUCUAUUCCAUCAGGUUCUGGGCAGAACUGAAAUAUUAUUGUUUAAUAAAGUAUUUUGUUUGUUAAAUAAAUGUUGAUGUAAUGCAGUAACAAGAAUUCAAAACUAAAGAAGUGAUGUAACUGUUAUGAUAGUAAGAGUUACGAGAACACUAAACAUUAUAAUGAUCUAGUGGGAGAUUCAAUUGAAUGGCACUAUUUUUAAUCAGUUCUUAGUACUAAAUCAAUAACGUUAUUGACAAAGUUUGAACAAGAUUUUCUUAAAUUCAAUAUUACGAAAAAAAUUAAAAACAUUCAAAAUUCCCACCAAUGUUUUACUUGACACAAACUGUCAAUUCCCUCUGAAAAAAUUUUUAGGUUAGAAAGUUUUCUGUAACGUUUAUGAUAUAAACUGCUCGUCAAAAGUUAGGGAUAUAGAAAAUUAUGCUGAUUUUCAUAGUUGAUUUUUUCGCGAACAGACGGAUUCCGCUAUCUUUUGUAUUUUAGCCUUUUCUUUAGUAUUUACACAGUUGUGCAAAGGUUUACUCAAACUUAUUUUUUGUACUUAUACCGGGUGGAAGAAAAAAUAUGUUUUUCUUGUGUUAAGUUUGAGACACCCUGUAGGGAGAACGAGGUACAAAUGUAGUAUACAUCAGAAUAAUAUUGUAGUCUUAUGUUUUGUGAACAUGCUGUUGUUUGAAUGUCCCUGAUAUCUUUAGAAACAAAAAAAUAGACGGUUUUGUAAUUUAACAUGUGUUUUAACCGAAACAAAAGUUUGAGACACCUUGUAGGGAGAAAAAGGCACAAAGGUGAGUAUACCCCGAUAUUAUAUUGUAGUCUCAUAUUUUUUGAAUGUUUUAUUUUUUAAAUUUUUCUGAUAUCUUUAAUAACAGAGAAACUAGACGAUAUUACUCUUUAAUAUGUUUUUCACAUGUUUCACAUGUUUUCAGUUAAAAUACACACUAAAGAGUAAUAUCGUCUAGUUUCUUUGUUAUUAAAGAUAUCAGAGAAAUUAAAAAAAUAAAAUAUUCGGAUCGGUUAAAACAUAUGUUAAAUUACAAAACCGUCUAUUUUUUUAUUUCUAAAGAUAUCAGGGACAUUCAAAAAAAUGUUCACAAAACAUAAGACUACAAUACGAUUUCGAUAUAUACUCCCAUUUGUACCUCGUCCUCCCUACAGGGCGUCUCAAACUUAACAUUUCUUUUCUUCCACCCGGUAUAAGUACAAAAUACAAGUUUGAGUAAACCUUUGCAUAACUGUGUAAAUACUAAAGAAAAGUCUAAAAUAAUAAAAAAAAAUUAGCGGAAUCUGUUAAUCUCUUCACGAAAAAAUCUACUAUAAAAAUUCAGCAGAAUUUUCUAUAUCCCUAACUUUUGACGAGAAGUUUAUUAUGAUAAACGUGUAUAUUUUAGUUUUCUGUAUGUUACGUUUAUAUGUUAUAUGAGGAGUAACUGCAAAACUCACAUUUUCCACUUAUUCAAAUUUUACAGGAACUAAAAAACUUAAUUUAAAAAAUUAACAAUUUUUAUUUGUUAUUUCUUUUUUGUAAAUAGUGUAACAUAAGCAACGUUUUUAAUAGUUUAUAAAAUCAUUAACUGGUCUAAUAAGGCAGAAAUUCCAGAUAAAAUGUUGAAUAAUGUGAAUUUUGUUUAUUAUCGUUUUUCGUAUUUUUGUUUCCUUGGUUUUUCUGUGUUAGAAGUAUUAACUGGAGUUACAUUUAAUUCCAUUUUAUAAAUAUUCGAAAAUAUAAAAUUACAUUAAGGUAUUACUUCAUUUACAAAUUACAGUAAAACCUCAAUAUAACGGACCUCUAUUUAACGGACUUCGGAUAUAACGGACAAGAAAAUCCGGUCAAAUGUGAAAAAAAUUAAAAACGUCUUUAAAUUAAAAAAUUUAAAAAAUCUGUAUUUUACAAAGAGUUCCAAUAAACUUUUUACAAUGCGCAUAAUGCGGACACAUAUCUAAUUGUAAAAAAACAGCAAUCUUCAAAAGUGCAAAUAAAACAUUUUUUGUUUUAUUUUAAACCUAUUUUUAUAUAACGGACUUUUGCCUUUAACUUUUGUCUUCCCAAUUAGUCCGUUAUAUCGAGAUUUUACUGUACUAACUGAAAUAGCAAAAACAACUCACUACUGCACAGCUUUUAUAAAACCCAGCCACACCAUAUUUUAAACACAUGGGUCAUGUUACCGAAAUGCGUGCCUCUGAUUAGACGGAAGGAAAGGAAUGUGACAUUUUGAAAAUGACUCUUGUUUUUGUACUUGAUUUUAUAUGAGAUAUUGUUAGUUUUUGUUUUAAUCCUAUGUUACACACUAUGUUUUUCAACAUGUACAACUGGAAUCAAUUAAAAAGUCGUAUUUAAAAAAGUGGAGAAUGUGAGUUUUGCAGUUAGACCUCUCAUAUGUGUAUAAUAUAUAAUACAGCGUUUUUGAUAAAAGCAAUCUUCAGUUUUUCAAUCUCUGGCGGUCACUGCUUCUUCGACAUCUCUCUUGGUCCACCUCGUUUUCUUCUAGUGAUCGGAGCCAUUUCUCUUUUUUUUUGGCCAUUAAUUUUCAGGCAUUCUUUGCAGGUGUCCAAACCAGGUUAGUCUUUUGGCUUCAAUUGUGUCUAUUAUGUCGUAAAUCAAUUUCCUUUCUCUACAAAUAUCUUUGUUUCUCAGUCUGUCAAGGCUAGUGAGCCAGCAACAUCAUUUCCAAUAGUUAUUUCCAUGGCCUUAAUUAUUGAUUUGUUUUUAUCUUGCAGAGUUUGGCGCCGUACACUUUCUGUUAUCGUUUUAUAAAUUCUUAUUUUAUUUUCUUUUGCUUUUUUGUUACUCCACAGUAGUCCUUGUAACUGUCUAGUAGCUGAUCUUGCUUGUCCAAUCUGGGAUACUAUUUUGUCAUUGCUUCUUGAUUUUGAUAUUAUUUUGACUCACCAAGUAUUUAAAGAUUUCAGUUUAUUUUAUAGUUCCCAGUUUGUCCCUGAUUUUUCUCCUGCAAAUAAGUACUCGCUUUUUGGUAUAUUAAUUGUAAGGCCCCACUUGGUGUCCUUUUCCAGUUUUCUGCGCAUAUAGUCUCGUCUUCCGCUAGAAUAGCUUGUCUUCGAAGUGUAUCGUGUACAAUAUCUCGUCUUCUAUUGGGAUGCUCAUAUUGUAUCACUUUCUUCUCCACAUUGAGAGCGCCUCAUUCAGAUAUUUCUUGAAGAGUGUAGGUGCUAUGUUGUUUUGCGUUGCUUUAGACCCUUGCUAAUAGCUGUGGUUAAUUUGUUGCCAGUUUUAAUGUUUGCCGUCGGAGUUUUGUAAAACUGUUGUACUGCUUUUAUGUUUUGUUUUGUUUAUCGUUUGAUUUAAUUUAGGAUUUCCUCGCAACUUUAAAUCUAAUGCCACAUUUUGGAAAAAGUUUUGAAUUCUUAAUAUUUUAUUGAAAAUAAAUGAGUUACCUGCAUUACAUCAUUUAUUACCUACUAUAUUUUAAUACAAAUGUUCCUAUUUUUUUACUUAUUUUAAUAAAGAAACUUUGAAAAUAUAA
Molecule: messenger RNA, 7035 nt
Organism: Diabrotica virgifera virgifera (western corn rootworm)
Lineage: Eukaryota; Metazoa; Arthropoda; Insecta; Coleoptera; Chrysomelidae
Exons: 16
Coding region: 237-3587 (1116 amino acids)
Source: RefSeq, a predicted model, not a curated record